GGGAAAAGAGAAAGAAAGUUGUGAUAUCCCUGAAGCUCCCCAACCAUGUCGGAGCUGGAGGGAAGACUUUGGAGAGGCUGAGGAUCAAAGACACUGCUGAGAGAUUGGUCUGCACCCAGAGAAAAAUCUAGGCUCAGUUUCGCCUCGCCAUCUGCAGUGGGCCCGUUUCCGUGGCAGACAAGGCCACAUCUGCUUCCUGGAGGCCCUCUGGGCAGAAGCAUGCAGUGGGGCCUCCUGCUGAUCUGGGCCCAGGGGCUGAGGCAGGCUGCCAUCCUGGCUUCAGGAGCUGCAACAGGCAGAAUAAUAACCACAGGGAAUAUUUCUGCAGAGGAAGGAGGCUCUGUCACCUUACAGUGUCACCUUUCCUCCACCACUGCCACAGUGACUCAGGUGGACUGGAAGCAGCAGGACCAAAUGCUGGCCAUUCACCACACUAAAAUGGGAUGGCACAUCUACCCAGACUUCAGGGAGCGGGUGGCCCCCAGCCCCAGCCUGGACCUCACCCUCAAGUCACUGACCACGAACGACACAGGGGAGUACUCCUGCAUCUAUCACACCUUCCCUGAUGGCAUGUACAGAGGGAGACUCUUUCUGGAGGUCCUGCAAAGCUCAGGGGCUGAGCAAGGCGCUGGCUUCCAGAUCCUAUUGCUUGGAGUCCUAUUGCUGGUGGUCACCUGCACAGCGGUCACGGUGGUGGUCGCGUUGACCAGAAAGAGGAAAUUUCUUCGAAUUCGUUCUGCGGGAAGCGGCCUCCGGAGAGUGCCACCUGAACAGGAAGGAUGGGGUCCCAGCGUCCUGUCAUCCCCUGGCAGCUGUGUGCAGGCAGGCGCCGCACCUGCCGGCCUCUGCAGAGAGCCUAGUGGAGAGGACUAUGCUGAGCCACACGACUACUUCAACGUCCUGAGUUACAGAAGCCUUGGGGACAUCAGCUUCCCAGCGGAGACUGGUUAGCUCCUAGAGACCCAGCCGCUGCUCUAUUACAACUGGACGUUUAGGGUCCAUGCUCUCCUCACUGCUGUGUGUGUGUGUGUGUGUGUGUGUGUGUGUGUGUGUUCAGCUGAGUGAAUGAAUGUUGCCUUCUCCUUUGUCUGCAUUUCCUCUACCCUUCCCUUCCACUCUAUCGUGGCAGACCAGGGUGAGCAGCUUGACUUGAUUAUGAAUGCCAUGUUAAAAAAUUUUUGACCUGGUUUUGAAUCUGGAGGUUUGAGCCCGUACUGUGGCUCUGAGCGGUUCAUUCCACCUCCUCAUGUCACUGAGCAAGGGGUCAGGUUAUGGUGUCAUUGUCACACAUUCAAGGCAUUUCAUGAUUAAGGGGUGGGACCAGCUUCUGCGGGGAGGUUCCAGGAUGACUAAACCGUGGUCAUGAGUCUUAACCCUUUAAGAACUUACAGGCAAGGGGGGAGAUCACAGGCACUGGGAGGGUGGCCAGGAGACAAGGACAGGAGACACGGGCCUUGGGGAAGACGUGCCCGUCUCCUCUGGAGCGGGGCGGCCAGGAUGGGCUCGUCUGUGAUGAAGCAGUCUAGGCGGAUGCAGGGAACAGUGAGGCUGGUCUGGUGAGGGCAGGACUUUUGUCCAAAGAACUUGUUUUGUCCAAGGAGCUGAAAGUCCCACAAGGAAGACCCUGGUACCAAGGGAACCAAUGACACUUCAGAUUUUAUCUGGGCAGGUGAUUGCUCAGAGUGUAGCGAUGACUGAUGAAGAGGACUCUGGGCUCUUCCCACCAUGUGCUGGGAAGCUCUGGCUACGGUGCCCACUCACCGUGGGCGGCAUCUUAGCUCUUGGGAAGUGACCCACCUCUGCUCUACCCACCCACCAUUAAGGUUUGAAGAAAUAAUCUGCUUUCCACUAAAAGGAAAACCUGGAUUUUUUAAAUAAGGACUAUUCCUAGGGAAAAAAAAAUAAAAGGAAGGUGGUAGAGAGUUUUAAAAAAUGUAUGCUCCCAAACUAUCUUCUCUGAACCCUUCAAUUCAGCCCUUAAAACACCUUUGUGCUGGGGCCAGGGUGACAUCGGAGCUGUUCAUCUCUGUUUAAGUGGCAUGAGGCUUUACCCUCCAGCUGCCUCUCUUGAGAAAGGCGGAGGGAGGCUGGCUUACAGGUGAGCGAUUUUCUUCUGCGGGCAAGGGAACCGAGAGAGAAUGGGAAGCAAGCUGCCUCUUGCCAACUGUUAAAAUAAAGCAUUGCCCUGCUCCCUGGAAAUUAGGCUGGUUGAGCAAGAAGACAAUUCAAUUCCUACUCCUCCUUGAAUUUUUAUUUUUAUAUUUCUCACUUAUCAACCAAACAGAUCUGUAGUUAGGAGCAAUGAGCUGAAAUCUGUCCAGAGUGCAAGGUUUUUGGAAGAAAGAUAUGUGGAAAACGCUGCUAUUUGCCACGGCAGUACACAGCAUUUUUUCUGGCAAAACUAGUGCAAAUUGGUUGGGAGUAGAACACAAUUCACAGGCAGGAAAUGGACUAAGGUGUAAUGAUGAAAAAAGAGUGGUGUUUUGAUUUGAUGGAGAUGUGUUUUAGGCCGAGGUAGACUGAGAGUUGGGUGUUAUUUGACAUUAUUGUAACUGGGAAACAUUUACAAAUACCAUUUGAAGUUGAUAAAAAUACAAAAGGACCCAUGGAUGCUGUAAGUUGGUCAGGUAACUAAAAUGAGAUUGAAUUCAACAGAAAAUACAUUGUAUAGAGGAAUUCAAUAAACAAAUUUUCCUUGGAGAGCCAGAGGAGACAAAGCGGCAGAAGCUCGGUUCAGGGGGUCAUGCACGGUCCGGUCCAGCCACUGCUCUCCACCGGCAGCUACAAACACAUGAGAUGAGGCUGGUCUGAAUGGAGCUGUGCGCUGCUUGAAGGGUAAUACACACCAGAUUUUGAAGACUUACUAUGAAUAAUAAGAAUGUAAAGUAUCACAUUAGUAACUUAAAAUGUUGGUCACAUGUCAAAAUGAAAAUGUUUUGGAUAUGCUGGGUUAAAUAAAAUAUAUUAUUAAGAUGAA
This is a messenger RNA of Phyllostomus hastatus (greater spear-nosed bat), 2977 nucleotides long. It is a transcript of the gene TIGIT, whose product is annotated as T cell immunoreceptor with Ig and ITIM domains. Gene Ontology annotation, biological process: positive regulation of interleukin-10 production; negative regulation of interleukin-12 production; negative regulation of T cell activation. The coding region runs from base 220 to 951 and encodes 243 amino acids. The transcript is spliced from 5 exons. Gene Ontology annotation, cellular component: cell surface. The record is from RefSeq and is a predicted model, not a curated record. Gene Ontology annotation, molecular function: signaling receptor binding. Lineage: Eukaryota; Metazoa; Chordata; Mammalia; Chiroptera; Phyllostomidae.